Molecule: messenger RNA, 991 nt
Organism: Ogataea polymorpha
Lineage: Eukaryota; Fungi; Ascomycota; Pichiomycetes; Pichiales; Pichiaceae
Exons: 1
Coding region: 179-694 (171 amino acids)
Source: RefSeq, a predicted model, not a curated record
UACCAAGGAACAGCUACAGUUGCACAUGAAAAGAUUUGAAUGGCUUAAGGCCAGACAUAUUGACACACAUGGCAUGGCGACAAAACAGGAGAUAGAGAUGACGUCUUUGCGAAUGAGGCUUGACGAUGCGCUCUCGAGACUGGAGGAAGAGCGCGUUCGAAAUGCAGAACUUACAAAGAUGAUUGGAAAUAAGGAAACUACGGUUGCUUCGACAGACAAGCUAGUAGAAGAUGUUCACCAGAUUUAUACAAUUGGGGCCAGAUUCGAACAAGGUUUGGUAGCCGUGUCACGAAAAAUGUCUGAGCAAAUGCGUCGAUUGGCAGAGAAAUCUGAAAAGAUCCCGGGAAAACUCGAGGAUAUUGAGAAGACACUGAAUUCUGUCCACGAAGCGCAGCAGCUUUCUGGAGACCAGGCUCUGCUUGACUUCAAGCAGGCCAAGCGAGAGGUGGAGUAUCAGUCACUGAUGGAGGAGUACAACCGUUUGAACGCAGAGCACGCAGAUUUUGAGAAGCGACACAACGACAAGUUACAGGAAAUCGAGACAUUGAAGCAGACCGUGGCGUCCCAGGCAGAAAAGCUGGUAUCUUUGGGGUUGGAAAGUACCAACUUGGACGCAAGGGAGGAGUUCGAGAAACCAAAGGCGCCUCGCAAAAGAAAGCGCGGCAGGCCAAAGACGUCACAUCUCCUCAACUAAUUCCUCUUUAAUUUCCUCUGGGUUAAAUCUGUGCAUGAACUUGACCGUUUUGUAGCCCUCGCGGUUAAUGUGCAAAACAGGAAUGUCAUAUCUAUAACAGUCGAACCAUUGCUCGUUUCCCUUGGCGGUGAUGUCUAUAUCACUUAGUUGAAUGCGUGAAGAUAUCGGAGCAACUUCCUUGCUAUCUAGAGCCAACUUCAGAGCACUUUUGGCCUCAUCGCAGAGUCCACAGUUGCUUUUCCCAAAAAACGUCAGAUUUAUCGUGCUUACCGAUCUAGCGAGUCCCGGCCGAUUGAA